Molecule: messenger RNA, 893 nt
Organism: Theileria parva strain Muguga
Lineage: Eukaryota; Apicomplexa; Aconoidasida; Piroplasmida; Theileriidae
Product: Translation initiation factor 1A / IF-1 family protein
Exons: 3
Coding region: 193-597 (134 amino acids)
Biological process (GO): translational initiation
Molecular function (GO): translation initiation factor activity; RNA binding
Source: RefSeq, a predicted model, not a curated record
CUUUAUUUAAGGUUGUAAAUUUACAUUUUAUUAUUUAUUUUUUAUUUUAUUUGUUUAUUUCUCAAAAUUGAUCAAAUUAAAAAAUAAUAAAACUAAACCUCAAUUUUGAAUCCACUCUUCCAGGAUCCUUUCAUAAUCUAUUUUCAUAAUAUAUUUAAUUUUAUUUUAAAAGCUCCAUGAAUUUAUGUUUCCAUGAAUUUAACAUUUAUUUUAAUUUUUUGGAAUUCUGUUACCUUAGUAUUUCUGAAGGAAUCUUUAUGUUUCAAUAACUUUAGAAGAUCAAACUUUACACAUUAUUUCGGUAGAUUAUCUUAUAAAUGUAGUCCCUAUUCAAAAAGAUUUAAUUUAAACUCAAGCCCCAAACCAACUACUUCUGAUGGAACAAAGAUUAUAAGAAGCGGUGUCGUUGUUAGUUGUAUGCCAAAUGCCAACUUUCUAGUGAAACUAGACGUAUCUAAUAGAGAGUUACCCUGUAGUCUUGCAGGUAAAUUAUACAUAAAUAUGGUCAGAAUCUGGAAUAAUUCCAAGGUUAAUGUCGAAAUAGAUCUAGAACGUCCAACUACAGGGAGGAUUAUAGAAAGGCUCAGUGAUAAAUGAAUCUCACUAUAAAUUCUAUUAUAUAAAAGUUGUAUUAACUAUAAAAUAUUAUUUCGUUAAUUAUUAUUCUUCUUGUCAUUUGCAUACAUUUUAAGUAUUCUCACAACUGUGAUGAAGGGGUCGCUAUUUCCCACUUCUUCAACUAAUAUGGUUAAUUUACCAUCUUUUCCACUAGAGUCAAGGUACUAAAGAAUCUUAAAAUCCCUAAAAUUACCUCAAGCAACACUAGGCGAUUCUUCUCGUUUAAACUCAAUUCGCUUAUCAAUUUACUUUUCUAUUAAUUUAUUAAUUUUCCA